UUCCGUGAUCAUCAUCAUCAUCAUCAUCAUCACCACCGCCCUCGUUCAGUCCACAGUCGCGCUGGUUAUUAUGAAGCAGAGUUUUGAUAUGGACACUUAAAAUGAGAAGGUUUAAUGUUGUCGUUUUUUUUGUUUACUUUUACAGACCGGAAAGAGAUUGAAAGUAAAUCAGGGGGAGAGAUAGAGAGAGAUAAGAGGGAGAGGGAGAUAAGAGAGAGAAGAGAGAGAGGGGCUACCGUGAACUCGCGUUGAAUGGCAGUUAUUCAAAAAUAUGGCAAGAAAUACAGUCCAGAUUUGGGGUGUCACACGGAAAGCCACCCGGCCGACAAGGUGGGGGCUCCCGGGGGUCAGAAGAAGUGGCCUGAACGCAACAACUACUGGUCAAGGCCGGUGGCGAGGGUGUGGACGGUGGUGCUGCUGCUCGGGACCUGCCUCCUCUACUGCGCCCGCGUGGCGAUGCCCAUCUGUGCCGUCAGCAUGGCGGAGCAGUUCAACUGGACCAAGAGGGAGUCCGGCAUGGUGCUGGGCAGCUUCUUCUGGGGCUACUGCUUCACCCAAGUCUUCGGGGGCUACGUCAGCGACCGGGUCGGAGGCGAGAAGGUCCUCCUGCUGUCUGCAGCCGCCUGGGGGUCCAUGACCGCCUUCACCCCCAUCCUGGCCCACUUCUGCUCCCAGCCCAUCAUCUCCAUGACGCUGGCCCGCUUCCUCAUGGGCUUGUUGCAAGGGGUUCAUUACCCGUCUCUGGCGAGCCUGUGCUCUCAAAAGGUGGUGGAGAGUGAGCGAGGCUUCCUGAUGAGCACCGUGGGAAGCGGCUCCUACCUGGGCACUCUGGUGAUCGGCGGGGCCGGCUCCCUCAUGCUGGACCUGUACGGCUGGCAGAGCGUGUUCUACGCGUCGGGCCUCCUCUCGGUGCUGUGGGCCUACUGCAUGUGGAAACAUCUGCUCCGAGGAGAAGGGCCCAUCAUCACCCUGGAGUCCCUGGGAAGUGGUGGGUCCCAGUCCACAAUGUCCAAAAGACACUGGUUAAGGCUCCUCAAACAACCGGCAGUCUGCGCCGUGAUCGUCACGCACCUCUGCGCGGCGAGCACCUUCUUCACCCUGUUGUCCUGGCUGCCGACGUUCUUCAAAGACACGUUCCCCGACGCCAAGGGCUGGGUGUUCAACGUCAUCCCCUGGUUGGUGGCCAUCCCCUCCUCCCUGUUCAGUGGCUGCCUUUCGGACCACCUCAUCAGUCAAGGCUACGACACGGCCUCGGUGAGGAAGUUGAUGCAGUUCUUCUCCAUGGGCGUGUCCAGCGUGUUCACCCUCCUUCUGUGCGGCAACACCACCUUCCCCUGGGCCGUGGCCUUUGUGUCCGCCACCAUGGGCUUCACCACCUUCAGCCACAGCGGUGUGUCUCUAAAUGUUCAAGAUCUUGCUCCUUCUUGUGCUGGAUCUUUAUUUGGUGUCAUGAAUACAUGCGGCGCGUUCUCAGGGGUCCUACUGGUGUACUUCUCGGGGUACCUCAUCGAGACCACCGGCUCCUGGACGUCUGUGUUCGCCCUCAUCACCGCGGUCAACCUGCUGGGCCUCUGCACCUUCCUGGUCUUCGCCGACGCCCGCCGGGUCGACAUCGACCCGAGCAAGGUGCACCACCACGACAUCCACCUCUGAAUCCACGCGGCGGCUAAAAAGGUGCUAAUUUUUCCGAUAUUUGCAGCGUAGCUGUUGGAGGAAACGUCUGUUUGUAGGGAGCUUCUCCGUUUCUUGUUGACAUACGAGGCCGAUAACCCGAACCUCCUCCUUCCUCCUCAAGGGGGGGAACACACACUGUUAGCUCUGCCGGCGCCCGGCACUGUCGCCAUGUUGAGAGCCGUUGGGAGGCAACCAUCUCAAUGUCGCAUUCGGCACCUUUUUUUUUUUAAACAGCUGUUUACACUCAUUUGUUACAGAAUGUGUUACUUAGUCCGAGGGAAGUGUGUGUGUGUGUGUGUGUGUGUCCGUCCUUACCCUCCGGGGGUGGGGGGGGAGAGUCCAGCCUCCCGCACUUGAAGUCUUUUAUUAGUACGCCCCGCUCACCCAUCACUGUGUGAGUGACACCUCAUUACCCAGACGCUAAUUACUUGGCAGGCGCUCUAAUGUCCUUCACCAUUUACCUACUAUGGUCCUCAUCGCCAUGGUUACAAGCUCAUCUUAUCGUUACGGUCAGGGGGGGAGGGGUUUCAAUAUGUUUUGAGUUGAAAGACCAAAGGUCAUUAAUUAUUUUAAUUUCUCUCUAUGCGAUCAAAUGGAAUAAAAAAUACCACACGUAAUUAUUUUUGGAGUAUAUUUAUAUGGCUUAAUUAAUCUUUUUUAAUUAUUUUUUUAACGAAUAUUUUAAGAAUAAAAUGAAGAAAUAUAUAUUAGUUAAAAUUACAGAAAAUGGGAGUAAAUUAUUUACAGUGUGAUGCAGUAUGAAUAACUUUUCUGACCACAUUACCACUUUGGUGAAAACUGAGUCUCUAGGUUGUUGUCGUCGUCGUUAGCAACGCUGGACAGGAAGAGACGUCUAUAUUUGGGAAGGCGGUAGAGAGGUUAGGCCCUCCCCUUUCCGGUGUUCUUAUUUGGGGAAGAAAUCUGUAUGUUUGUCGAUGAAAAAAUGUGUUUAACUCUCUCAUAUUUAUUUUUUCUGAAAUAAGCGCGCACGGUGGCCAACCGGAAGAGGGGGCGGGACUUCACCUCUCUCUAGUUAGCACCGAUUGGAGCCCAUUCAGAUUUAAAUACGUUUUCUUUCUGGUACACACUUGACACGAUGAAUGUUGCCGGUGGGAAGAUAACAAAUAUUGGGCUCAAGUGAUUUGUUCGUAGCGUUCAGCUUUCGCAUUUCCCAAUAUUUCAUCUCCAGUCUCGAUGUUUACUUUAUAAAAUCUAUGCAUUCGUUAUUUGGUGCCUAAUUUAAACGAGGAGAGAACUUUAAAGAUUAUUGAUUAUUGUGCAUCGCUACAUUGUUGCUUUCUUUGAUGGAGUUGUGUUGCUUCUGUGUGACUUUGUGUCGUUAUUCACAUUCGAAGGAGUCGUCUUUGGGGUUUUUUUGGGCUGGAUGGAUUUCUGUUUCUGAAAUGCUUAUUGUUACAUCGUCUCUGUCAUUGCAAUAAUGUGUACCAAAUGUGCCUUUUUAUUGCAUUAUUUACAACUGCAUUCAUCACUUCUGAUCUUUAAUUUUCCUGUUGUUACAUCUUGCAAAAUGUUAAACGUUCACGUGAGAAAUAACUUCUCUCACUGGUUCCUGAAAGCAUUUCUGUCAAAUCCUUUUUUGAUAACAUGUAAGAUAUGUAUGAUAGAAAGAAUAAAUAUGCCGUAUUAUAAUGCUUUUAAAGAUGUGUUGUAUUUAAAAGCAUAUAUAUAUAUAUAUAUAUAUAUAAACUUUGAAUAAAAAUGAGUCUAUUUUGUCAA
Cyclopterus lumpus (lumpfish) is the source of this 3411-nucleotide messenger RNA. It is a transcript of the gene slc17a9b, whose product is annotated as solute carrier family 17 member 9b. Gene Ontology annotation, cellular component: membrane. The transcript is spliced from 13 exons. Gene Ontology annotation, molecular function: transmembrane transporter activity. The coding region runs from base 253 to 1653 and encodes 466 amino acids. The record is from RefSeq and is a predicted model, not a curated record. Gene Ontology annotation, biological process: transmembrane transport. Lineage: Eukaryota; Metazoa; Chordata; Actinopteri; Perciformes; Cyclopteridae.